AUGGCCGCCCUCUUCACCGGGAAGGUCCUGAUGGCCAACCGGGAACGGGACGAGGUGGAGACGGAACGGGAGCUGGGCCGGACGCUGGAGAACAAGGUGCUGCUGCUCUACUUCGGAUCCGGUCAGUGCCCGCGGUGCCGGCAGUUCUCCCCGCUCCUCAAGGAUUUCUUCCUACGGUUGACUGAUGAGUUUUACGUGGAACGAGCUUCGCAGCUGGUCCUGGUGUACGUGUCCCGGGACGAGACGGAGGAGCAGCAGAGCGCUUUCCUGAGGUCCAUGCCGAAACGCUGGCUGGCCAUACCUUUCGGGGACGCCUUCAAAAGGGAGCUGGAGCUGCAGUUUGCUGUGUCCGAGGUGCCCACGGUGGUGGUGCUGAAGCCGAACGGGGAGGUAAUCGUCGGAAAUGCGGUGGAAGAGAUCCAAUGCAUGGGCCCCGCUUGCUUCCGAAACUGGCAGGAGGCUGCCGAGCUGGUAGAUCGAAAUUUUCUCUUGGCAGAGGAUUUUGACGACUGCACCAGGAGAAGCAUCACUGACCCCAUCCGCCGCCUCAAGUACAAGCUGGACAAGAAGACGGAGGCGAAGAACAGGGAAAGGAAAGAGGAAGGUGAAGAGUCUCCUUAG
This is a messenger RNA of Haliaeetus leucocephalus (bald eagle), 621 nucleotides long. It is a transcript of the gene NXNL1, whose product is annotated as nucleoredoxin-like 1. Gene Ontology annotation, cellular component: mitochondrion. The transcript has 2 exons. Bases 1 to 621 code for a protein of 206 amino acids. NCBI's taxonomy places the organism in Eukaryota, Metazoa, Chordata, Aves, Accipitriformes, Accipitridae. Gene Ontology annotation, biological process: photoreceptor cell maintenance. The record is from RefSeq and is a predicted model, not a curated record.